This is a messenger RNA of Danaus chrysippus (African queen), 1614 nucleotides long. The record is from the annotation of a GenBank genome assembly. Lineage: Eukaryota; Metazoa; Arthropoda; Insecta; Lepidoptera; Nymphalidae.
AUGUCACAAGAUAUGAAGUCAGCUUCUAUGGAUCUUAAUUCAUCUCGUUCCUGGUGUCGGAGGGAGAACGACGUUAAGAUAGAGCUCGGCUUCAACGUGCCUCUGGGUGCGAUGUCCGCACACCCUGUAUUUCAUUCCGCUUGGGAUAUCGGAUGUCCUAGUUCUGGAUUUCACCAAAUGGCCAGAAUGAUGGAUCGUAUGAUGUCUGAAAGCCUUCAACCGUUUGGAUUCGCAAGAUUCACAACACACCGGAGUGGAGAUGACAACGAUAAUUCUAUACCUAGAGACGGAUUACGGACUGAAAAGAGUGAUAAUCGCAGAGAACGGGCAAGGAACCCUCAAACUCACGCUGGUAAUGGUACUAGACACCCGCCGACUCAAGUAGUAAAACCAACACCGAUCAACUCGUUUCAAGACAAUUCAUCUGAUCAGUCGAAACCAACAGACCCGACUACAGAGAAAUGGGCUGGAACAUUAAGAAGACGCGACCCUGACAUACAGCCAACUUUACCAUCAAUCAUUCGUAAAGCCUCUUCCACACAUUCGUCUAUCAGUAGUGGAAGAAAAACCAGAUCUGUAGAUAGAGUACCAAGAACAAGAAGGCAGUUAGUGCCGAUUAAACCAACCGUAAGACAGCGAGAUGUGCCUGCUGAAGGAGACGUUACUAUGUUAGAGAAAGAUGAAAAACUUUUUAACGCAACAGGUUAUGAAGUGCAUCUAGUUGAAACGUUGGAAAGAGAUAUUUUACAAAGGAAUCCAGAUGUUCGCUGGAAGGACGUGAUCGGUUUAGACGAUGCGAAGUCUGUGCUACAAGAAGCAAUGGUACUGCCGCUAGUAAUGCCUGACUAUUUUAAAGGUAUUCGACGUCCAUGGAAAGGAGUUCUCUUGACUGGGCCUCCCGGAACUGGUAAGACACUGCUAGCAAGAGCGGUGGCAACUGAGUGCAGGACCACAUUCUUUAAUGUCUCCUCCGCAACUCUUACUUCCAAAUAUCGCGGUGAUUCAGAAAAACUUGUCAGGCUUCUCUUUGAUAUGGCCGCGUUCUACGCUCCUAGUACAAUAUUCCUAGAUGAAGUUGAUUCUCUUUGCGCCGUUCGUGGAGCUGAUUCAGAGCAUGAGGCGUCCCGACGUUUUAAAGCUGAACUACUUAUACAAAUGGAUGGUUUAGCAGCCGCUUUCAAUCAAGAUAAAGUCAUAAUGGUGUUGGCUGCCACCAAUCAUCCAUGGGACAUCGAUGAGGCGUUCCGAAGAAGAUUUGAGAAGAGAAUAUAUGUUGGUCUGCCAGAUGAGCCAACGAGGGUCAAAUUACUAAACCUCUGUCUCCGUGAAGUCGUGUUAGGAGAUGAUGUUGACUUAAAAGAUCUGUCGACGAAGCUGGAAGGAUAUAGUGGAUCUGAUAUUAAUAAUCUAUGCAGGGAUGCAGCAAUGAUGACAAUGCGUCAUAAAGUAGCAGGGAAAAGUCCGGAACAAAUUCGUCGCUUGAAACGUUCUGAACUCGAAGCACCUGUCACCAAAGCCGAUCUCAUAGCAGCCAUGGACAAAACGCGACGCACAGUCACACAAGCUGAUGUAGCGCGUUACAGCAACUGGAUACAAAAACAUGGCUGUUCCUAG